CACGUCGGUCUCCCCUCCCAGGGGCAUGCAGGGGAGGGGGAGACGGCUGGCUCGUCGUGGAUGUGAGAGGACAGGAGGAGGGGAAAGCUGCUGCUCGGCUCAUCUUCCCGCUCCCUGGUCAGAGGGAGGCAGCACCGCUCGUCUACACCCCUCCUCCUCCAGGGACAGCAGGCUGUGGAAAUCCUGUUUGCAAAGCUGUUCGUACAAUGGCGACCCUGAAGCAGUUCCCAUCCCUGUGUGUCCCCGGCGCUCCUGCCCUGUAAUGGUCACAGCCCCCUAUAACUAGUGGAUUACUGAGAGCGGAGAGACGGCCGAGACUGAGAGGAGAGCGGCUGCCGUACAGUGUGCACAGGAUCCUAGGGCAGAGGAUAAGAGGCAUUGGAUUUAUAAAACAUGGGGGAGACGGAGCAGCAGACAGCAGCCUCUCGGUUAGGUGCUCCAGAGAGUGCCGGGAUCAGCACUUUAGAACAUGGAACCAAGCCACCUCUGUCUCCACAAGGAAAAUCUUUUCCAUUCAAAGUCCAAAUGUUGGAUGACACACAGGAAACUAUUGAAGCUCCGCUAAGAGCUCCUGGAAAAGCUCUCCUAGAUGCCGUUUGUAGCCACCUUAACCUAGUCGAAGGUGAUUACUUUGGAUUGGAGUUUCAGGACCAUCGGAAAAUGAUGGUAUGGCUGGAUCUGCUGAAACCAAUUAUUAAGCAAAUCAGAAGACCCAAGACUACUGUUCUAAAGUUUGUCGUAAAAUUUUUCCCACCUGAUCACACACAACUUCAAGAAGAAUUAACAAGGUACCUCUUUGCUCUUCAAGUGAAGCAGGAUUUAGCCCAAGGCAGGCUAACAUGUAAUGAAAGCAGCUCUGCUCUCCUCAUCUCACACAUUGUACAAUCGGAAAUAGGAGACUUCGAUGAGGCUGCUGACCGGGAGCACUUAUCAAAAAAUACUUACAUGCCUCACCAAGACGCUCUGGAAGAAAAGAUCAUGGAGUAUCAUCGGAAUCACUUUGGACAGACGCCAGCUGAAUCAGAUUUCCAACUUUUGGAGGUUGCCCGCCGCUUGGAAAUGUAUGGCGUCAGACUGCACCCUGCCAAGGAUAGGGAAGGAACUAAAAUCAACCUGGCCGUUGCAAAUACAGGAAUCCUAGUAUUUCAGGGUCACACAAAAAUAAAUGCAUUUAACUGGGCAAAAGUACGAAAGCUGAGUUUCAAGAGAAAAAGGUUUCUUAUAAAAUUACGCCUAGAUGUAAAUAGUUCUUACCAAGAUACUUUGGAAUUCAUGAUGGCUAGUCGGGAUUUCUGCAAAUCAUUCUGGAAAAUAUGUGUUGAGUACCAUGCCUUUUUCAGGCUAUUUGAGGAACCCAAACCAAAGCCAAAGCCAGUUCUUUUUAGUCGAGGUUCUUCUUUUAGAUUCAGUGGCCGAACGCAAAAGCAAGUUUUGGAUUAUGUGAAAGAAGGAGGACACAAAAAAGUACAGUUUGAAAGGAAGCACAGCAAGCUUUGUUCUAUAAGAAGUUUAUCUACCCCCUCAUCUGAUCAGAUUUUAGAGGUGCCAAAACAACAGAGCCCUAAGAUAACUCUUGUGCAGAGUUCUCAACCAGAUGAGAUACAAACUUUAACGCCCUGCAAAGAAGAGAAGUUAGUGACUGAGGUGCUAGUACAACAUAAAAGUCCAUCUCCCAAGAAAGUACCUUUGGAGAAGAGAACCAAGGAAGGAACACAUUUGACUAUUGAUGGGGAAGAAGUAGCCAAAGACCAUAUACAGCAGAAUAUGAAGAAUGCACACCAGCCAAGCACAGGUCCAGCAUCCCGGGCUGCUCAUGGCAGCAGUUCUUUAACAGGGAGCCCACACCUUUCGGAGCUAUCUAUUAACUCUCAAGGGGGAAUGACUGGAUUGAACUCCACACUGUCACCAAACUUGAGUCCUGAUGGAAAGCCUUCAUCUCCUCUAAUAAGUCCAUUAUUAAAUGAACCUAUCUGCAUCAGAACUGAUGAUGAAGACGAUAGCCGUAAAAAGAAAUUUCCCACAGACAAAGCCUACUAUAUUGCUAAGGAGGUUUCAGCUACAGAAUGCACCUACCUUAAAGAUCUUGAAGUCAUUACUGUGUGGUUUCAGAAUGCAGCAAACAAAGAUGACUCCAUGCCAGAGCAACUGAAAAACCUAAUUUUCCCCAACUUUGACCCCUUCCAUAAAUUCCACUCCAAUUUUCUAAAGGAAGUUGAUCAGAGACUCGUUAUUUGGGAAGGCAAAUCCAACUCACAUAUGAAAAGUGAGAAUCAGAAAAUUGGGGAUGUUAUGCUGAAGAACAUUCAGGGUAUGAAGCAAUUCACAAAUAACCUUCAGAAACACUACGAAGCACUGAUAGAAUUAGAGAAGGCUAUUAAAAACUCUCGGAAGCUGGAUGUUUUGUGUAGAGACUUUGAGCAAGAAAAGGUGUGCUAUCUGCCUCUGAAUAUAUUUCUUCUCCGGCCAUUGCACAGACUCAUGCACUACAAACAGAUUAUGGAGAGGCUUUGCAAGCAUUACUCUCCAAAUCAUGUGGAUUUCCGGGAUACAAGAGCUGCGCUUGCUGAGAUCUCUGAAAUGGUAGCUCAACUUGAUGGGACAAUGAUAAAGAUGGAAAACUUUCAGAAACUACAUGAACUUAGAAAAGAUGUGACAGGCAUUGACAACCUGGUAAUACCUGGAAGAGAGUUUAUCAGGCUUGGAAGUUUAAGCAAGUUGUCAGGGAAGGGCUUACAGCAACGUAUGUUCUUUCUGUUUAAUGAUGCGUUAUUGUACACAAGCAGGGGACUGACAUCAUCAAAUCAAUUUAAAAUACACGGACAGUUGCCCCUUUUCAACAUGACGGUAGAAGAAAGUGAUGAUGAGUGGGGGGUACCACACUGCCUUACCUUAAGAAGUCAGAACCAAGCCAUAGUUGUUGCAGCAAGUUCACAGGCUGAAAUUGAAAAAUGGAGUGAAGAUAUUCAGAUGGCUAUUGGUCUAGCAGAAAAAAGUGGUGGUCCUGUCCCUGAGCUUAUGGCUGGUAGCCCUCCUGAUGGCAAAUCUCCAGAAGAGGGUCCAGGGGACCAGGAAUCGGAAGAUGACUUAAGUGCUUCUCGCUCAUCUCUAGAAAGACAAUCACCGCACCGAGGAAACACAACAGUCCAUGUCUGCUGGCACCGCAACACCAGUGUCUCUGUCAUUGAUUUCAGCAUUGCUGUUGAGAAUCAGCUGUCAGGAAAUCUGCUUAGAAAAUUCAAGAAUAGCAAUGGAUGGCAGAAGCUUUGGGUGGUGUUCACAAACUUCUGCCUAUUUUUCUACAAAUCCCACCAGGACAGCCACCCAUUAGCCAGUCUCCCAUUGCUUGGAUACUCACUCACCAUUCCCUCUGAAUCAGAGAAUAUUCACAAGGAUUAUGUCUUCAAACUGCACUUCAAGUCACAUGUCUACUAUUUCAGGGCAGAAAAUGAAUACACCUUUGAAAGGUGGAUGGAAGUCAUUCGAAGUGCCACAGACUGUGUUAGUCGCUCCCGACUCUUGAGGCAUAAGGAAUCCCAUUUGUACUGAAGUCAGAACAUUCCCAGCCCAUGAAUGCCAACUGCUUUCCGGCAGCAAUUUGAUACCAGCCAUUGCGGCUGUUUUGUAUAGCCAGCUGCUCUGUGCAGGACAAGAGACUGUCUCCCUAUGACUUUAUACACCUUUGUCUGGACAGAUACUUUUUAACUUUUUUUAAUGGUGACCCCCUUCCUGCUGUGAAGUAGAUCACUGCUGGCAGCUGGUAGUUGGUCUCAUCUUGUACAAUACCUUUUGACAUUCUGUUUGACUUUUGUGUGCCAACAUUAAAACUUGUUGUCUCUAGUAUAGUGGCAAAUGAUUAAAGUUUUAUUUGUAUCCCAGUUUUUAAAGUUGCUAUUGAAUUUAAACGUGUGCAUACAUACAAUGAGAGGUCAAUGUUUUUUAAGUUGUAAAGCUUUUGUCAAUGCAAUAUUCAUGCAGUGUAGCGGUUUUCAGAAAGGUUUACAUUACAUACAAAGCACUUUAACCACCUUCAUUGUAGAUACCAAGCAGCAGAAAUCAUUGUACAUUAUUAUAGCAUAGUAUAUAUAGACUGCCAGUAGUUGUGGUCUCUCUGCUAUAAUUUCUUUUUACACCAGACAUUUUCAUUUUUCUUGCAUUUUGGUUACAAACUUUGCUGUAUGAUGAUUAGAUCUUUUUAUGUCAUGGAGAAGCAUUGCAGUAAACUUUUUGCCAAAAAACAAACCUGUUGUGUUUU
Molecule: messenger RNA, 4252 nt
Organism: Hyla sarda
Lineage: Eukaryota; Metazoa; Chordata; Amphibia; Anura; Hylidae
Gene: FARP1
Product: FERM, ARH/RhoGEF and pleckstrin domain protein 1
Exons: 27
Coding region: 394-3546 (1050 amino acids)
Cellular component (GO): cytoskeleton
Molecular function (GO): guanyl-nucleotide exchange factor activity
Source: RefSeq, a predicted model, not a curated record